AGAGUCCUGACUGAGUCCAGAGUGACUCCUCCUCAUUCCCCAUAAAAACACUUUUUAUUUACUUGAAAAUCCAACUUCAACUGAUCAAUUCAAAUUGUGUAUUUGCUGAUUUCGAUAGAUCUGAUCAAUCAAUAAUGGCGAUCUCUUCAUCUUCUUCGAUUCCUAGUCGUCAACUGUUCAUCAAUGGUGAAUGGAGACAACCAUUACACAAAAAAAGAAUCCCCAUCGUCAAUCCAUCUACUGAGAAGAUUAUUGGUGAUAUACCAGCAGGAACAGCUGAAGAUGUAGAGCUUGCUGUUGAUGCUGCUCGAAAGGCUUUAUCCAGGAAUAAAGGGAAAGAUUGGCCAAAGGCUACUGGAGCUUUUCGCGCUAAGUAUUUACGAGCUAUUGCAGCUAAGGUACUUGAAAGAAAAUCUGAGUUGGCUAGGCUAGAAGCCCUCGAUUGUGGAAAACCAUUGGAUGAAGCAGCAUGGGACAUGGAUGAUGUUGCUGGAUGUUUUGAGUAUUAUGCAGAUCUCGCUGAAGGCUUAGAUGCAAAGAAAAAGGUUCCUGUUAACGUCCCAAUGGAGACAUUUAAGAGUUAUGUUCGCAAAGAACCCAUUGGAGUCGUUGGUCUCAUUACUCCAUGGAAUUACCCUCUUUUGAUGGCUAUCUGGAAGGUGGCUCCAGCCCUGGCUGCUGGAUGUGCAGCUAUACUAAAGCCUUCUGAGUUAACAUCCAUAACUUGCUUAGAGUUGGGUGAUAUCUGUAGAGAAGUUGGUCUACCUCCUGGUGUACUCAACAUUGUAACUGGAUUAGGUCCAGAAGCUGGUGCUCCUUUAGCAGCUCAUCCUCAUGUCGACAAGAUUUCAUUUACUGGAAGUACUGCAACAGGAAGCAGAAUAAUGACAGCUGCAUCUCAACUCGUCAAGCCCGUUACUUUGGAACUCGGUGGAAAAAGUCCAAUAGUUAUAUUUGAGGAUACAGACCUUGACAAAGCUGCCGAGUGGACUAUGUUUGGUUGUUUCUGGACAAAUGGUCAAAUGUGCAGUGCAACAUCUCGACUUAUUGUACAUGAAAAUAUUGCGGAGAAAUUUCUUGAGAGACUCGUUAGCUGGGUUAAAAAAGUCAAGGUCUCAGAUCCUAUGGAAGAAGGUUGCAGGCUUGGCCCUGUUGUUAGUGGAGGACAGUAUGAGAAGAUAAUGAAGUUCAUAUCAGUCGCUAAGAGUGAAGGUGCAACGAUUCUCUGUGGAGGAAGGCGUCCACAGCACUUAAAAAAAGGAUUCUUUAUUGAGCCAACCAUCAUAACAAAUGUUAAUACAUCCAUGCAAAUUUGGAGAGAGGAAGUCUUUGGACCUGUUUUGUGUGUUAAAACAUUCAAAACUGAAGAAGAAGCCGUUGAACUUGCAAAUGACACUGAGUACGGUUUGGCUGCUGCUGUGAUUUCGGAUGAUCUAGAAAGGUGUGAACGCAUGACACAGGCUUUUCAAGCUGGAAUUGUAUGGGUGAAUUGUUCACAACCUUGCUUUUGCCAACUUCCUUGGGGAGGCAUUAAACGUAGUGGAUUUGGACGGGAUUUAGGUGAAUGGGGACUCGAAAACUUUUUGAGUGUGAAGCAAGUUACUCAGUACAUCUCAACUGAGCCAUGGGGUUGGUAUCAAUCUCCUUCAACGAAGCCACUUUCAAAGCUCUAAAUUUUUUCUGAAUAGUCAGGGAGGGGGAAACUUGUUCAUCUUUUUUGAACGGCAAAUAGAAUACAGAGCAAAUUUGAUAGUCUUAGAACAUGGAUAAAGAGGAGUGGCCAGUAUAUGAAACUUUGUUUUUACUUUUCACAGCAUUUUCUUCAAUUAGGCUAUUAGCUGUUUCUCACAAUAGACCUUUUUUAUAGCUGUCAACUAAUUUUGGCUUAAGUCCUGUAAUGUCAAGAAUAAACAACUGAGAAGCAUUAUAAGAUAUCUGCCGUAAUUGACAGUUUUCUGCAA
Papaver somniferum (opium poppy) is the source of this 1961-nucleotide messenger RNA. RefSeq names its product betaine aldehyde dehydrogenase 1, chloroplastic-like. The record is from RefSeq and is a predicted model, not a curated record. Lineage: Eukaryota; Viridiplantae; Streptophyta; Magnoliopsida; Ranunculales; Papaveraceae. Bases 135 to 1673 code for a protein of 512 amino acids. The transcript has 15 exons. Gene Ontology annotation, molecular function: oxidoreductase activity, acting on the aldehyde or oxo group of donors, NAD or NADP as acceptor.